Molecule: messenger RNA, 447 nt
Organism: Venustampulla echinocandica
Lineage: Eukaryota; Fungi; Ascomycota; Leotiomycetes; Helotiales; Pleuroascaceae
Product: putative Non-classical export protein 2
Exons: 2
Coding region: 1-447 (148 amino acids)
Biological process (GO): protein localization to plasma membrane; eisosome assembly
Cellular component (GO): plasma membrane; eisosome
Source: RefSeq, a predicted model, not a curated record
AUGGCAUUGGUGGGCAAUGUCAUUGCCGACGCCUUUUCCGGAAACCCAGCUAGUAUCAACUAUGCGCUGUUCGCUUCCGUAUUCUCCUGGAUUGCCCUACUCUACGGUCUCGGGGCAGCCUUCGUUGAGAGCAUCGCUUUCCCCAUUCUCCUCCUCGUCCUUGAUGGGCUUGCGAUGAUCUUCACAUUUACUUCCGGCAUCGUCUUGGCUGCUAGGCUACAUGCUCGCAGCUGUAGCAACCAUGGCUACCUAAUCUCUAAUGGAUUGACGAACGGCUCUGGCGACAUGUCGAAAAGAUGCCGGGAACUCCAAGCCAGCACGGCAUUUAUGUGGUUUCUCUGGGCAUCAUACGUCGGCUCAUUUAUCAUGGACCUGGUACAGUCUCGAUCGUCCAUGGGCGGCCGCGGGGGCAUUCGCAGAGGUGCGCCAGCCAUGUCCCAGAUCUAA